CACACACACACACACACACACACACACAAACACGCUCACCCGGCCUACAAUCUAGCUCUGGCUCCCCUCCCAUCCGGCUCUCAGCUGAUUGUUGCCUCAUGCCAUGUCAUCGUCACGUCACGCUCCCCAUGCAUCCUCAAAUCUGUGUUUUCUGACUUGUUUUUUCUUUUUGUUCUCCUCCACCGAGGCCACAGUGACUCAUCGAGCAAGCACCUUCUCCAGCCGUCAUCACCGAACCACGUUUUGAAAGCCGUGUCAUUUCUGUGUUGUUGCACAAAAGUCUUUUUCUUUCAUUAAAAUGUCUGAAAUGCCCCUUUAUCUCACACCACCACCACCCUUCUCCUCCUCCUCCUCCUCCUCCUCUUCCUCCUCCUCACGCGUCCUUUUGUUUUCUGUCAUGCACAUUCAGAGACGUCAAAAAAACGCCACAUCCGUUCUGCAGAGGAAAUGUACACGAUUAGCAAACUGAGGUGCGUUUAAGUUCCCUCGCUCCAUGUUCAUCAGGUGAAGGUCAAACUGAGCAAAGGCCUGAUUCAUGAGCAACAGUGCACUGUCCAGUCUGUCGGGGUAUCAUCUGUGUUUAUACUCUCCUCUGCCUCCUCCUUUUUCCUCUGCCCUCGUUUCCUCUCUCCUCUCUCUCUCCCCUCUCUCUCUCUCUCUCUCUCUCUCUCUCUCUGUCUCGUAUCUUUCUGAACUGACUCUCAUUCCCGCAGACAGACACACACAAGCACUCAAAGAGAAUGGACUAGGAAAAACAAAAAACAAAAACUGGCUUCAUCAUCCAGAGGAUUUUUUUUCCCUUUUUUUUUUUUUUUUUUUCUCUCCCUCCACCAUAAUUUUCACUUUGCUACAAGCUUUCAUCUCUUUAAUCACCUCUUUCCACUUCUGAUUUUCUUCCAUCACUUCCACUCUCACCCCCUCUGCUGAAUUGAUCCACAUAUUGAUUUAUUUGUUGUUCCAUGUUUUUUUUUUUGUUUUUUUUUUUCAUUUGUCGUCUAAGAUAAUUUCUUUUCCUACCACUCACACGUCAUUGACUUGCCUGCAUCAGAGAGGAGUUGCUAUUUAUUUUCCCAUUUUGGUGACGUGAUUUUUUUUAUUUCUUAUUUUUUUUGCAAUUCAUCAGCUUGACUACUUCCAUUUAUUGAAAUACAGGCGGCAGAUUAUUCAUGAAUAUUCUUACGAAUUUAAAAAAAACAGAGAAGAGACAGGUUUGGCUCGGAAGUAUUAAGCUGACUGCAAAGUAACUGAAUAAUUUGGUGUGUGUGUGUGUGUGUGUGUGUGUGUGUGUGUGUGUGUGUGUGUGUGUGUGUGUGUGUAUGUGUGUGUGUGUGUGUGAAAGCUACAGAGAGGCACAGCAAUAGACAGAUGCAUAGCAAAGUGAAGCAAACCACACAACUCAUUUCCUUGUUCAUGCCAUCUUUUAUAUUUCCACUUUUUUUUUUUUCCUGAAGGAGAUUUAAUGCCUCUCCUCUUCAUUACAUGAAGAUAAUGGGAAGUGGGACUUUUGAGCAAGCGUCACCCUGAUAAAGGCACUCUGGAUAUAGCCGUUUUCCUGUGGAAUUACCCUUUAAAUCCUGGAUUUGAUUCCAAAUGAAAAAAAUAAUUAACAAUUAUCAAAAACUCUUCUAAAUUCGGGACACUAUUUUUUUCUGACAUUUUUUUUUGUAAUGGGACUGAAGCUGAUUUCAAUAUUUCUUUUUCAACUAUUGAAUCUUAAUGGGAUUUCACUAACGCGGAUUAAAGACUCAAGCAACAUCUUUGUCUAUUAGUUGAUGUAAUAGCCAUGAUUCUCACAAUUUCUCCAGCCUUCAAAAUCGAUUAAAUUUAAUAUUUCUCAGUGUUAAGGGUUAAAUAGACUGGCAGACGUCAGAAAAACAAGCAACGCCAAACAUCUCUUCGGAGGAACAGAAGUGAAGCUGCUCCUGUGGAGUACAAUUACCUCGAAAUUGCUGCUUUACCCUCUUGACCCGUCGAGGAUUUUACCUAAAACUGCUUUCAGCCUCCCUCAGUCUGAGGCUAUGAGAGGGAGAGAGGAGUCCCAGGCCGCACCAUCAUGCUACUUCUGAGACGCUGGGAUGAGACUUUGGCUGGCAAAACACAAGGUAUUACUCUCCCACUCCUCCACCAUGCCUGUCUGCGGCCGCCGCAGCCCCUCCCCACCUCACGGCCGCGCCGGGGCAUGCCCCUCCGCCCCCUCGGUCGCCCAAGAGCAAGAGAGGCGAGCCCGACCCCUACAUCCGCCUCCGCCUCCAUCGCUCCACCGCCGCACCAGCGCCUCUCCCUACCUCUCCCUCCUUCUCCUGCUGCUCUGCCUUCUCCACCUGCCCCCGGCCUGCCACUCACGGAGAGAGAAGGGCGGGGGAGGCGGGGGAGGCGGUGGCGGCGGCGGCGGCCACUACAUCCCCAUCCCCCAGCCCCCUCCGCACCACAUGGCCCUGCCCAACAUCCUGCGAGGCCUCAGCAUCGCCGUCGUCCUGGUGGGCAACUCCAGCGAGGUGGCGCUGGCCGGGGCGCGGGAGAAGGAGGACUUUCUCCACAUGGCGCCCAACGUGGAGGUGCUGACCAUGAAUGAGACGGACCCUAAAAGUAUCAUCAAGAGCAUCUGUGACCUAAUGACCGAGCACUGGCUGCAAGGCGUGGUGUUCGGCGACGACACCGACCAGGAGGCCAUCGCCCAGAUCCUGGACUUCAUCUCAGCCCAGACCCACAUCCCCAUCCUCGGAGUCCGCGGGGGCUCCUCCAUGAUCAUGGCUGCCAAGGAUGACAACUCCAUGUUCUUUCAGUUCGGCCCCUCCAUCGAGCAGCAGGCUUCGGUCAUGCUGAACAUCAUGGAGGAAUACGACUGGUACAUAUUCUCCAUCGUCACCACCUACUACCCGGGUUACCAGGACUUUGUCACCAAGGUCCGUAGCACCAUCGAGAACAGCUUUGUGGGCUGGGAACUGGAAGAAGUUUUACUACUUGACAUGUCCGUAGAUGAUGGAGAUUCAAAGAUCCAGAACCAGCUGAAGAAGCUCCAGAGUCCUGUCAUCCUUCUCUACUGCACAAAAGAGGAGGCCAACACCAUCUUCGAGGUGGCCCACUCUGUUGGGAUCACUGGCUACGGCUACACGUGGAUAGUGCCCUCGCUGGUAGCUGGAGACACCGAUGUCGUGCCCGCGGAGUUCCCCACAGGCCUGCUCUCCGUGUCCUACGACGAGUGGGACUACGGCUUAGAGGCCCGCGUCCGCGACGGCGUGGCGAUCAUCACUAUGGCCACCUCCACCAUGAUGAUGGACCGCGGACCUCACACCCUGCUCAAGUCCGAGUGCCACGGAGCUCCUGACAAGAAGACCCCCAUCUCAGGCAACCCCAACGAAGUGCUCAGGUACCUGAUGAAUGUGACGUUUGAGGGACGUAAUCUGUCGUUCAGCGAGGACGGAUACCAGAUGCACCCCAAGCUGGUCAUCAUUCUGCUCAACAAGGAGAGACAGUGGGACAGGGUGGGUAAAUGGGAGAAUGGCUCCCUGUCUAUGAAGUACCAUGUGUGGCCUCGCUAUGAACUGUAUGGUGGGGCAGCAAACAGGGAGGAUGACCACCUGUCCAUCGUGACAUUGGAGGAGGCUCCGUUCGUCAUUGUGGAGGACGUGGAUCCGCUCAGCGGGACCUGCAUGAGGAACACUGUACCCUGCCGGAAACAGAUCAAGACACUCAAUCAGACGAAGGAGUCAGGGAUCUACAUCAAGCGUUGCUGUAAAGGUUUCUGCAUCGACAUCUUGAAGAAGAUCGCCAAGACUGUCAAGUUCACCUAUGACCUGUACCUGGUCACGAACGGCAAACAUGGCAAGAAGAUCAAUGGCACCUGGAAUGGCAUGGUGGGCGAGGUGGUGUUAAAGAACGCCCACAUGGCCGUCGGCUCUUUGACCAUCAACGAGGAGAGGUCGGAGGUCAUCGACUUUUCCGUCCCCUUCAUCGAGACGGGCAUCAGCGUCAUGGUCUCCCGUAGCAACGGCACCGUUUCGCCCUCGGCCUUCUUAGAGCCCUUCAGUGCGGAUGUGUGGGUGAUGAUGUUUGUGAUGCUGUUGCUGGUGUCAGCAAUGGCUGUGUUUAUAUUCGAGUACUUCAGCCCUGUGGGCUACAACCGCUGUCUGGCUGACGGCAAAGAGCCUCACGGUCCAUCCUUCACCAUCGGUAAAGCCAUCUGGCUGCUGUGGGGUCUGGUCUUCAACAACUCUGUGCCAGUGCAGAAUCCCAAAGGCACCACCAGUAAGAUCAUGGUGUCAGUGUGGGCCUUCUUUGCUGUCAUCUUCCUGGCCUCUUACACUGCCAACCUGGCCGCUUUCAUGAUCCAGGAGGAAUACGUGGACCAGGUGUCUGGUCUCUCAGACAAAAAGUUCCAGAGUCCGAAUGACUUCUCGCCUCCUUUUCGGUUCGGCACUGUCCCAAAUGGGAGCACGGAGAGGAACAUUAGGAACAACUACCCAGAAAUGCACUCCUACAUGACCAAGUUCCACCAGAGAAACGUCAACGAGGCUCUGCAGAGUCUCAAGGCCGGCAAACUAGACGCUUUCAUUUAUGAUGCAGCCGUACUGAACUACAUGGCUGGCAGGGACGAGGGCUGCAAGCUGGUGACCAUUGGCAGCGGCUACAUCUUCGCCACCACGGGUUAUGGCAUCGCCAUCCAGAAGGAGUCACUCUGGAAGAGACAUGUGGACCUGGCCAUCCUGCAGCUCUUUGGAGACGGUGAGAUGGAGGAGCUGGAGUCCCUGUGGCUGACGGGGAUCUGCCACCACGAGAAGAACGAGGUGAUGUCCAGCCAGCUGGACGUGGACAACAUGGCCGGCGUCUUCUACAUGCUCGGCGCGGCCAUGGCUCUGUCGCUCAUCACCUUCAUCUGUGAACACUGGUUCUACUGGCAGCUUCGCUUCUGCUUCAUGGGCGUCUGCUCGGGCCAGCCCGGCUUCGUCUUCAGCAUCAGCAGGGGCAUCUACAGCUGUAUCCACGGGGUGCAGAUCGAGGAGAAGAGCAGCUCGGCGCUGAACUCCCCGUCGGCCACCAUGAACAACACCCAUUCCAACAUCAUGCGCCUCCUACGCACCGCCAAGAACAUGGCGUCCCUGUCCGGGGUGAACGGCUCGCCGCACAGCGCGCUGGACUUCAUCCGACGCGAAUCCUCCGUUUACGAUAUCUCCGAACACCGCCGCAGCCUGGCGGGCCACUCGGACUGCAAGGCUCCGUACCUACCUGAAGACAACAUGUUCAGUGACUACAUCAGUGAGGUGGAGAGGACGUUUGGCAACCUCCACCUGAAGGACAGUAAUCUGUACCAGGACCACUACCUGCACCACCACGGCUCAACGCUGGGGCUCAGUGGACCUCCUGCCAACAGGCCCCAUAGUUUGGGGAGCGCUAGCUCUCUGGAGGGCGGCAUGUUCGACUGUGACAGCCUGGGUGGAGGGGUGGCUCCUAUUUUCACCACCCAGCCCUGCUCAGCACUGACCCACAGGAACAUGAGCAAGUUUGACCUCCUGUCCGGACAGACUCCUCCCUCCGGCCAGAGCUUCAAGGGAGGCCUGCCAGACCUGUACGGGAAGUUCUCUUUUAAAGGAGGCGCCUCGAGUUCCACCUUCAUCCCUGGGCAUGGUUACUGUGGAGGGAGAGGAGACGAUGAUGGGAAUAUACGCUCCGACGUCUCUGACAUUUCCACGCACACGGUCACUUACGGAAACCUGGAGGGCAACGCCAAGAAGCGCAAACAGUACCGAGAUAGCCUGAAGAAGAGGCCGGCCUCUGCCAAGUCCAGACGGGAGCUGGACGAGAUUGAGCUGGGCUACAGGAGGAAACCCUACCACAUCAGCCACCACCACUACCACAGCCACCGCUCCACCUCCCCGCCACUUCUGCCCGCUGACCGCAAGAGAGGAGGAGGAGGAGGAGGUGGAGGAGGAAACAACGACGGGAACUCCUAUAUCUUCAGAGAAAAGGAGAGCGUUAGGGAUUUUUAUUUGGACCAGUUUCGGCCCAAAGAGGGCGUCCCUCAGUGGGAGCAUGUGGACCUGACAGACGGCCCCGGGAACAGAGACGGGGGUGUGGGGGCCUGCACCACCCUGGUUCCAGUGGAUGACUUUCUUAAGAGCAAACCCAAAAAGUCCGAUUCAAAGAGCGGGGGAGGAUCUGGGCUGGCGGGGGGAGAGUGGGAGUGCAGAAACUGUCGGGCUAGCGGCGGAGGAGGGGGGAAGCAGAUGUCCAUGCACGGAGGGGGUGGCGGCGGGUAUGGUGGUGGUAUGAGCUGCGGGACCUCGGGAGGCGGAGGAAACAGCCGCCCCAGCUCUGCCACCUGCAUGCGCUGCGAGGGCUGUAAAAAGACAGGAAACCUCUAUGAUAUCAGCGAGGACAACAACCACCUCUUGGAACAGAUGGGGGGAGGCAAAGGUGGGGGAGGAGGAGGAGGUAUGGGCGCAGGCCCUCAGUCUCAAUCUCAGGCCCAGCAGAGGAGGAAGAGCGGAGGAUUCGGCAAGCCACUUAGGCGGCAGCACUCCUACGACACAUUUGUCGACCUUCAGAAAGAGGAGUCAGGUGGGAUGGGAAGUUUGAUGGGGGGUCUAGGAGGAGGCGGAGGGAUGAGCGGUCCAGGUAUGGGAGGGAUGCUGCCCCCACCCAGGAGUGUUAGCUUGAAGGAGAAAGAACGCUACAUGGAGGGCACCAGCCCCUUCGCACACAUAUUUGAGCGCCACGGGGGCUCGGAGAGAGAAAGGGAAAGAGACAGGGACCCGUUGUUUUAUGGAGGUGAGGGCCGGAAAGGACCCGGCUCGCCAUUUGGUCUGUUUAGAGGCGGAGACGGCCUCCACCGCCGCUCCAUCGGAGAGAGAGACAUUAGAGACAGGGACAGGUCUUUGAUGGAAGGAGGAGGUGGGGGAGCGUUCUCUUUAUCCAAAUCCCUUUACCCCGACCGGGUAAACCAAAACCCCUUUAUACCCACCUUUGGGGACGACCAGUGUCUGAUGCACGGAGCCAAACAGUAUUACAUGAAAAAGCAACAGCAGCAGCAACAAGUUGCCAAAAACAGCCGAAGUGACUUCAGGGGCCAGAUGAGCACGACGUCAUACCUGCCAGCGUCUGCCACGGCUGGGGUGAUGUCCAACGUAGCCCCCCGGUUCCCAAAAGAGCUCAGCCUCGGUGGGAUGAACCACCACGGCUCCAUGUUGGGGGUCGGCCCCCCACGUCCCUUCAAUGGAAGCAAUGGCCAUGUGUACGAGAAACUCUCCAGCAUUGAGUCUGACGUGUGAGAGAGAAAGAAAAGGUGGGGAAGAGGAGGGGAUGAAGGCGAGGAGGAGGAGGAGAGGAGGAGAGGCCUGCAGUGUUAGGAGAUCAGGGAUGAUUUUUAAAGACGCUGUCCGCACACUGCAAACCGAGCCCAUAUUGAGACAGCAAGAUGAGACAGACAGGGAAGAGACUGAAAGCUAGAGACUGUGGAGUAGAAAAAUAAGAUGAAAGAAAAAUGGAAAAAGUCUUGAUUUUUUUUUUAUUUUUAUUUUUUAUGUAUUUUCUUUUUUUGGCAAGAAAAUGUGGGUUAAAAAAAAAAAAUCAGGACACUCUGAAACGGCCAAAGCUACUGUACUUUAAUGUCCAAACACAGUCGAUUAACAUUCCCCUCGAGCUCACAGACGCACUCGACGCAACAAGUCCAUCACUUCAUGCACCAGUGAGGCAGAAGUCAGCGCGCUCGGUUAUUAUCGCAGAGAGAGAGAGAGACGACACCUCGCCUUGGUUUGAUAUUGGACGUGUGACGGCCGUCCGAGAGCUCCCGCUGAGGGGGCUCAUGAGGAAAGACUGCGAGAGAGAGCGCAGAGAGAGAGGAGAGAGAGAGGGAGAAGCGAACUGCCCAUCUGCCCCUGUGUCACAACGGAAGAGGAGACAUUGUCACGGUUACCAGAGCCGCGACACAAGAGAUGACUAGUGCUUCUCUCUCCUCCUCCUCUCUCUCUCUCUGGAAGGAGACAGCCCGGCCUGUCCAUCUCUCUCUCUCUCUCUCCGUCCUGCACUCGUCCCACUCCUCUGUUCUCCCUCUCUCCCCUCUUUUUCUCUCGGCCCCCCCGCUCCUCCUCCUCCUCCUCCUCCUCCUCCUCCUCAUCCCCGACGCCAAAAGAGCCGAUCUUGUUUGCUAUGAGAAAUACAAUCAAGAAUGAUAAUAAGAUAUUCUUAUAGAAAAAAACAGGGUAUAAGAACAACAAUAAUAUUGAUAACAUUGUGAAUAACAAAGAUGUUAGUAUUGAUUAUGAUAACACAGCUUAUGAUAUCACUUAAGUUUUUCCUGUUUUAUGUUCUGUUGGUAGAAUAUUUCACUGCUGUUUCAGUAUCUGCCGUUGCCCCUGGUGGCAGCAGGAAGGUUGUUCUGAGUUCAACCAACAAGCCAGAAAGACUGAGUCCUUAACUCCUGUUUUUCUGUUUUCUGUAGAAUAUUUUACUCCAUGUUCAUUCAUUUAUUUGCUCCUCUUGGAAAAACCGGAUCUGGAAGACGCGUUUUGAGCUGACAGAUCCUUACUUGAUGUUUCAAGACAUUACAAAUCAAGCGCACACACACACACACACACACACACACACACAGACACUUAAACACAAACAGUUUUUGUCGGUCUGAACUUGUGUUACUGUGAACAACACGUUUUUUCGUCAGAGGCUGAAGAAACUGAGAGGAAGGACGUGCCUUAAUGGUCUCCAGUGGAUGAGUCCUCCAGUUCACACGUGGUCCUCGACGCGACGAGCACCGGGACGGACCAGCAUGCUCUUAGGCUGCUGCUGCGGCGUUCUCUUCUUUCUUCACAUUUAUUGAGCCAAAACUGCAGUAAACAUUUUACGGCAGGCUUGAGACGCCGCACCCCGAUGGUUUAGAUACUAGACGCCGUUGGAGAUGUUUUAUAACUUCGUAAAAUAAUUUCAUAUGUCAAGUAUGGGCAGUGCUUUAUGAAGCAGUUGUAUUCAGGAUGUCCCACUGUCACGGAUAGACCGAUGGGUCUCACUUCACAACACGGCAGCCUUUAGACCACUUCUUUUAUUCAGGUUACAUAACAACAGUCACCAGGCACUUACUUUUUUCAGGCCUCUCACUAGUAUCUCGUAGACGGCAUUACUUUUCACUCACGUAAGCAGUCUGAGAGGCGCGCACAGGAAGCUCUGUCCGGACAAUAUAUGCACUGUCGUUUAUGUAGAGAUGUGUAGGAGAAGUGUUGUUGCCCCAUGACAAUGACGCUGAUAAAAGCUUGAGCCGAAGGAGGAUGUCUAUUUGAGAGAGGCCUCUUGAACACUGACUGAGGCGUCAGUAAGGCGGCCAUCUUGCAAAAAGCUUUUAAGGCUUUUUCUUUUUCUUUUUUCUUCUUUUUCUUUUUUUUUUUUUUCCUUGACUAAUGUAGAUAGUCUUUUUAGCUGAAGAGGCCUCAUUUAUUGCACAGGACCUUUUUACUCAGUGUAGGUUCAGGCACUCAGUAGACAUGCCUUAUCAUCCCAUCACCCCCUCCUCCCACUCCCCUCCACCCCCUUCCCCCGAGCUGUCUGAUGAUGACUCAUCAUAUUACUGUACAGAAUAAGGAAGCCUCUAUUAGUUAUUUAAAGGUUUGAUCUUCGAUUAGCUGCCGGUGUCAGAAGUUCAAGGGCUGCAGGAGAUUGUGCAGGAGUGCUGGCCUGAGACUGGAGCUGCUGGAGGGUGUAGAGUGUGAUCUUUGUCAGUGCGUUCUUCUAUCUUAUACCCGCAUCUAAAUGCACCAAUGUAAUAGGUUAGUGUGCGUGCGUGUGUGUGUGUGUGUGAAGGAAAGCAAGUCACGAUUGAAUGAUAACAGCUACCCCCCCCACCCCACCCCCCCACCCCCACUAACCUGCAGAGAACUAUUCAUAAAUCCAACAGCCUCUGUUAACACUGUCCAAGUGAGACUGAUCGAGUUAGCCUUAAAUCAAACAGAAUCACCCCCCCUUCCCACCAAACCCCCCCCCCCCCCCCCACCCCACCCCACCCUCCCAAUAAAUGACUCUCCCAAUAAAUACAUUGGGAAUCUCUGGAAUUUUUAUACGCACACAUUUUGAAAGUUCAGGUCAACCAUUAUCAGCGAUGAAGGUGUGAGAAGGCGACGGGGAGAGCGAGGGGGAAACGACGAGGAAAUCAGACGGAGCAGAAGCGAGACGUGGGAGUGAGCAUCAAUCAGUGUCAGCAUUAGUACGUUCAAUCUUUUCCUUGUAAAUAAUAUAUUUAAAACUCUUUUCACUUUGUACAGUAAACAGACAGACAGGAUGUAACUUUCAAUAUGUUUUACAGCAAUUUAAGAAAUAAACAAAACAAUAAUAAAAAAUUCAUAAAAACAAAAAAAACACAUGAACAAAAAUAUGCAAAAUAUAGUUAAGACACAAAUAUUACUAAUCAUAAGUGAUAUAAUUGAACCUCUUUUUCUUUCAAUCUCAUGUUUACUUGAUUAUGAUAGUUUACCAACCAGUAUACUGAUUAUGUUAAGAAUUAUGCUUUUUUCUUAUGUUCACUAAAGUGUUGGAAAUUGAGGAUAAUUUAUUGUAGGUGUAGACGUUUGGUGAUAAAAGGGGAAAGUUUAGUUUUAGGAGUCUUUGCUAAGUUUCCCUUGAAUUGUGUUAGAUUCUCUCUUUUUAAGGUAAGCUCUUCUUCAUGCUUUUUGAGAUCAAUUCAAUUAUCUACACAUUUAUGUAAUACAAUAUUACAUGUAUACAUAGAUGAUAUUUGCAUAUAGAGGCAGUAUAUUGUGAUCCUUCAUUUUUAAGCAGCAAUCCUUGUUAAAAACUUACGAGACAUUUGUGUUUUUGUUGCCCGUUUUUUUUUUCUUCUCUUUUUCUUUUUCUUUUUUCCUUUUUCCUUUUCUUUUUGACCUGGGCUCUAACGGUGAUUGCACACAGAAAUUUAGAGCCAUCGUCGGCCCGGCCUAUCCUGUUCCCUCGCUACGUUUGGGAUAGACAUCACUGUGGUAAAAGGAAGAUAUAUAAACACACACCCACGCACGCAUAUAAACACACGCACACGUGCACACACACGUAUGAACACACGCCGAAGCACACUGGAGAUUUUCCCAGUGUUGAUGUUGUUAACAUUGCUGAGGAUUUCAGCACCAGAACGAGUGAAGUUUCAUCUCACUGAGAAUCCAUUUGAAGCUGAAAUGCAUUUGUGCAACCCCUUAUUAAAAGGUGAAACAUUUGUUCUGUCAUGUUUCAUUUUAUGUCGAGCUUCGCUUCAGGGGAAUCAACUUGUUGCUAUAUUUUAGCUCACAUAUUACUAAACUGUGUUAUUUGACAGCUGCAAAACACUUAAAUGCUUUGGAUUUUUUAAUUUAUUUUGUGCAACUUUGUGCACUGCUUGCUCCUCUGUAUGAGACAAGAAAUAUAAUUUGUAAUUUGUUGUGUACAUAUGCAAUUUUGUCCCCAUGCAGUCAGGAAUUAUUUCCCCUGCUCUUCUUCUGUGUGCUACUGAUUCCAAUAAGUCUCUAUAAUCUUCUCCGCAGCCCUGAGAGAAGAAAUUCAUCACUCUUCUGUUUUUCUUCUCAACUGCUUUCAUGUCUUGAGGGUUGAUUGAAAAGUGAAAAAUGUAUCCAUGUGCACAUAAACUCUGUUAGGUUUGCAUAUUUUUUCACACAAGCCACAAUGUUUAUUCUCCUCAUUUGCAAUAAGUCAUUUGUAAUUACUGUACACUGUAUGUGCCAACCACAUCAGUUCCUGUUGUUUUUGGGGUUUUAUUUUUUGUCCUGCACUGGAAGGCGAGCUAGGGCCAGUUUACAGCUACUGGAUGGGAAGCGGAGGUGCACCUGACACUGUGGUAAACAUGCUAACAUCAGGCCUUUACCACCUCCAGCUGCUCCGCUCUGCAGCCGGCAUGCGCAGGUCGGCCGGCCAUGCCGAGUGAGCAGGGGCUCGUCAGAGGUCUUUGUUUCCCUUAAGGCCAGGUUGGUUCCAGCCUUCCCUCUCUGCACACGAGCAUGCCACAACACAUUUACUCAAACGCUUCAUGUAGAGCAAAAACACUGUGUCACUUUUUCUUUUCUUUUUUUUUAACAACACAAGAAAUGGCUGUGGAAAGUUAGUGGGCUGGAACAUCCUGAAGGUGGAAGAUGUAAAUACCACCUCAGCUGACGUGUGUUUAUCUGUCAGGAGAAUUCUGACACAUGGGACCAAAUAACAGCGUGACAUGGUCGGCUGCAGGGAUCGAUGCGCCGCUUCAACUGACGCGUGAAAAUGUAUUUUUGCAUUUAUUUAGUAUUUCUUUCUUUUAUUUCUUUUCUUUUUUUUUUGGAGGGAAGGUGUUUGACAUGUUUGUUCAUGGAGACUGAGUUGUAACUGCUGAUUUUUUUUAUUUAUUUAUUUCAAUGAGUCACUUGUGUGAUUUCAUCUCAUGCAGACAGGAGGAAUUAUACUGUGAAUAUGACUGACGUGUCGUGAAGGUCCAUGUGAUUUUAGCAGUUCACCCGAAUCCAUCACAAAACUUGUUUACUAAUAUUUUAAAGUUCUUUCUGUGUGUACGUGGAUUAAUAUGUAUUGAUAUUGCUUUAUAUUGAUGCAUACAAACUUUUUUUAUUAAAUUGUGUACAGUUUUAUUUGUUUGUUAAUAUUGCUGUUUUCCAUCUUUAUCAUCCAUUGACAGGAGAGUGGAUGGCUUCACCUGGAUGAACUGAUGAUAACAUGACAUAAGGGGUUGCUCCUAAAUGUAUUUCACAAGGUGAACAGGUUUAUGAAAAACACAUCUUCACUGAAGCUGCAUAGCCUGAUUAAAAUUUACUGUGGGUUGACAAAAAAAAAAUGUAACAUAUGAAUAGUAUCAAUUGUAUACAUAAUGAUAUACAUAUUAUUCUUGGCCAUUCUUUUCUCUUUUUGUGGCCCUUUUCUUUGAAAUAAUACCAAAAUUUUUACACCAUACGAACAGAAAACCACACAAAAACAAAUAAUUGUACAGGUUGUGUAAAUACUGAAUAUUGGGGAAAACAUUUACCUUCUUUUUUUUGUAUGGAAACAAUCAAAGUUAAUCUCAAUAACAAAAAUUAACCACGUCAUGACAAAAAUUGCAAAAAAAACAUCAUUAAGGUACUUCUAAUAAGGAUAAUACUGAUAUCUACAAUUAUAAGUGCUCAAAUAAGACUAUUCUUUCUCUUUGUACAUGAUGAACAAAAUGAAGUGUUGAGUAUAAUUAAUAAUAAAAAACUAGAAGUUUCACGCA
This is a messenger RNA of Seriola aureovittata, 13183 nucleotides long. RefSeq names its product glutamate receptor ionotropic, NMDA 2B-like. Gene Ontology annotation, molecular function: NMDA glutamate receptor activity; transmitter-gated monoatomic ion channel activity involved in regulation of postsynaptic membrane potential. The record is from RefSeq and is a predicted model, not a curated record. The coding region runs from base 2076 to 7265 and encodes 1729 amino acids. Gene Ontology annotation, biological process: long-term synaptic potentiation; excitatory postsynaptic potential; monoatomic ion transport. The transcript has 17 exons. Lineage: Eukaryota; Metazoa; Chordata; Actinopteri; Carangiformes; Carangidae. Gene Ontology annotation, cellular component: postsynaptic membrane; postsynaptic density membrane; NMDA selective glutamate receptor complex.